This is a messenger RNA of Bursaphelenchus xylophilus (pine wood nematode), 1740 nucleotides long. The record is from the annotation of a GenBank genome assembly. NCBI's taxonomy places the organism in Eukaryota, Metazoa, Nematoda, Chromadorea, Rhabditida, Aphelenchoididae.
AUGGAUCUGAACAUUGAGAACAAAAAGAAACAGAUCCAUUUUGCCGGGGUGUUGGUCGACCAAGGUGGUGAGGAUGAUAACGAGGAUAUUGCCUACGGCAAUGUUCAGAUUGUUUGGUGAGGCCAAUGCUUAUGCCUGAAAAUGGUCGCAAAUUUAGGUUCUAUGUCUUCAACUACCUUGUUAUGUUCAUUUUCACGAUGAUUGCGGUUUAUUUGGCAGAAACGGAAUAUGAUCCACAAACAAACUUCCAGUUAAAUGGAACAUACCGAGUGUUGCAUGAAAAUAUUGGAUAUUGCGUGGUAAGUAUUGUGAAGAUGUGGUUGUAACAAAUUUUUAACUUAUUGUUGGCAAUGUGUCUGUGAAAUGAAAAGCAAAUAUUAAAAAAUUCUCUGCGAUUUUAGGAGAUGAAACCUGCAGAUUCAAGGGUUGAAUGGUUGUCGUUGCUACGAAUGGUCGACACUUAUGUGUUGUCAAAUAUUAUGUUCCGACUGGCUUGUGGAUUGUCAUUGUGUUAUCGAGUAUUUAUGCCGUGGGCCUUAUGGUGAGACAUAUAACAUUUUUUAUCAGUUUUUACGCAGCUCAUUGUGCUUUUUUUGCGAUUUAGCUUACGUAGAUAUUUCGUAGAGCGGCGACACAACUUUCAAUGCGCAAGGGCAUUAUCUUCUAGAUAGACUGACAACGGCUCAUAAGACCUUUAUAGGUUUUUGGUUUUGACCGUUAAAGACGCCUUUAAAACACUUGCUUAAACAGGAAUGGUAUAAAAAAAGUGUUCGUCUACCUUUUCGGAUCUUGAUCUCUCUUUGAAACCUGCUUCCAAGAGCAUGAAAAUUACUAAUUAAGCAAGCGCAUUUCAGUCAAUCUUUGAUCUUUAAAUCCUAGCUGGUUUUAUGCUGUUACUACCGAAACAACAGGGUAUGAAUACAAAUACACGCAGUGUAAAAAAUUGUCGUAUUCGUUUUAGUACGACUAUUUUUUAAUCAUUCGAAUACGUUGACCGUUGUAAAUGUAUGAUAAUUGGACUGCCUAUAAAUUUAUGGUAGUUUAAAGUAAUAACAUAGUAAAAUAGCAUUACUGUCGCUUUCAUCUAAUUUACCAUGGAUCCCCAUUCUUCAAUUUCCUGAAAUUUCAGGGCCAAACUCGUAUUCUACUACCCUCGCUCCCUGCCAUUCAAGAUCUCCGCCGGGAUUAUGUUGCUUCUCCAAAAGGUGGAAGUCUGUUGUCUGAUGAUCUUCUCCAUCAACAUGCUCAAGUUCGAUUAUAAAUGCAAGUGGCUUAUAAAAAAAUAAGUAUAAAUAAUAGUUGUUAUAAUUAUAAAAUUUUACAAAAAUUUUCUUUUUAGAUGCCUAUCAUCUUUGCUUCGUAGUGUGGCUCGUUUCAAACCCGAUAAUUAUGGCGAUCUCCACCUGGCUUCAUGUUUGCGACGCGUUCGAAAACUUAAUCGACCGAUUGGGCAUUUUUAUGAAACUCGCCGCCUCGAUUGUCUUUAUCUGGUAUGCGCCGAGCUUCUAUUUCACGCAUUUGGAUUACAUUUGGCAGCCGAAAUGCCAUCCAUACGUAAAUUAUGGUCAAGCCAUGUCCGAAUAUCUAACGUUCAUAUCGUAUUUCGUAUUUAAUUUGUGCUUGUUAUUCGAUAUCAGGGAUUUGCGAGGACUUGUGUACCCGCGGAGCGUGGCCGGUGAAUGCGAAAUGGUGGUGCCGAAGAACUUCAAAAAAGGCGAGAGAUACGAUCGAUGUCGGUGA